AUGUUUGGCUCCCGCAGAAAACGCCGGCCGUACACGUCUGCUACAUCUGCGACAGUCGAUCCGAAUGCGGCCACGGCUGCUGCUUCUGCCUUCCAUCUCUCGUCGGCCGCCGCCGCCGCCGCCAUCCGCGCAAUUCCGCUUUCACCGACCAAUGUUGCCGAGGUGCAGACGGCACGCACGUUGCGACGUAGUGCGUCGGUCUCCUCGCAGGGCUCGCGUCGUGCCUUCAGUCCGGUGUCGACCCUGCGACGUGCCAAGGGCAAUGCUGGAGGAGCGCCGACGCUGCGGCGCAAAGGAAGCGCGUCGUCGAUGAGCGAGCGGUCUUUCCGUUCGGGCAGUCCACACCAUGCGCGAAGAGCGGCUGCUGCCAUUGCCGCCGCCUCAGCCUCUUCGCUGCCUGCAGGUCACGACAGGACUCAGAGCGUGGCUGCCAGUGCGGCUGUCGCAGCCACACACGCGCAGUCGCAUUCACGGUCUCUCGACAGCAGAAGCCGAUCGGUGCCUCCACUCCCAACUGUCCCAACUGUACCGAAACAGAGGACACAGCAGCCAAAGACGGCUCGAGGCUCGUGGUUUGGCGGUGCCGUCGUGGGUGAUUAUGCACCUGUGCAGACAUCGGCCCAGGACGGUCGCCCAAGCAGUCGCAGCUCGUCGAUCAACUUUUCGUAUCCCAGCCGCGCCCGAGUUAGCUCGCCACUGCCGACCAACGCCAACGCUUCGCAGACCGAACCUGUCGCUGUCGUCGUCUCGGUGCCUGUCGCAAGACCGCCAAUGCGGGCAGCCUCGACUGAGCGGACGCCCAAGAGCUCGCUCGGCCGUAUGAUGAGCCACCGGAGAUCAGCAUCGACGAGCCGGGCCACAACGGCAUCGAGCCGGACAGACCAGUCACUGGUGUACGACCCAAACUCGCGACGAAUGGUGCCACGGGCUGAGCUCUUGUUCAUGGAACAGGAGGUUCUGGAGAUCGAAGAGCAGACGAGACCGCGCAAGAAGAAGGCCGCGCCAUCACACACCGGCGUGCAUACGACCAAGGCCGCCACAACACGGACACAUGAUUCUCCACCACAGCAUCUACUGCGCGUUCCAGCUUUGUCGCCGCCUGCUGUCCAGACACGCCCUACUGAGCCGAUGACCGAGGUCCCAGCCGAGAGGGAGUUGGACGAGUUUUUGCAGCCACCCCCAGCCCUGUCAACAUCCAUAUCUACGCCAUCCUCGUCGGUGUCUUCGCUUGCAAUUCCCCAGACAGCAGCAGCCGUGCCGAUGGGAGUUCAGACCGAAAACAAGGAGGACAGCCGCAUCGAAUCUUCGCAGACAGAAGAAGUAGCACGACCACUCUUGCUGAAGCGGCCGUCCCGUGUGAAAGAGGAGCCGGAGCGCGAGAAGGAGGAAGAGGAAAGGCGCCAUGAGCAGCAUGGGCAACCUACGACGGUCGAUGUGCGUGAAGGAGAGCAGCCGAACAACGCUGGACGCACCGCCCAUUUCGCGCCUGUCUCGGGCGGACUCACCGUGCAGCGAUACUCACCGCCACCACGGUCGAUCUCGCCGCGGAAAUCUGCCAUGAAGCACGCGAACUCGCCGAGAGAUCCGUCUCCGGCGGACGGGUCCAAGGAGCCUGCAGCUGCGUGUCCGCCGCAGAAAGAGCACACGCUGGCGAAGAAGUCGAACCGGGUCAGCUUCACGGACGAGAACACAAUUCUAGUGCACCGGGACGAGGAGGAGGAAGAGGAGGAGUCGGUGUCACUGCCAUCUGCACUGCCGGUAGCAACAGAAACGCCGGCCAGCACAUCCGUUCCGCCGGCACACCGCCGAUGGUUCAACAGUCUUGGUCGGGGCAGGAAGAACGACGCGGCCGCAGGUUUGGAAGAUGACCAGAUCAUGAAGCCACGUCCGGCCUUGCCGUCUUUUGGUAGCAUCCGAGAGCGAGCACCUGUGCAGACGAAGCAGCCGGAAGAGCGGGCACUGAUGCGGCCCCAUCCCGCAUCAUCGCCGGCAGCCUCUGAGAUAUUGCAGGAGCAGGCAACCAGUCCCCGGAAUACGGCUAACACGUCACGCUACCGGGAGCCCCUACCGCCUGUCGUGACGUCUGUCGACGGCUGCGGAUACAACUCGGACAGUGACACAAGCACGGUCAGCAACGAAGACAUAGUGGAUGAAGAUGAGGACGAGGACGAGGACGAGGACGACAUCACUCCCAUCGCAACGCCAGCUGUUCACUCAUCCAUUGCAAGCAAACGAAACGCCCCUCUGCUUCCGGAUAUAUCGGUCACCCGCGCAAGUCAAGAGAGCCUUGAAGCGACCAAGCCAGAGGUUGAGGCUGAUGUGGCUACCGAAGCAACCAAGCCUAGUCCUACCGGCUCUUUCUUUGAUGUGCCCGGCAUGUUCCCGGACUCGGAAUCGGACAGCACGUCGCGGAGCGGAUCGUCGCCGACAAAAGCAGGGUUUGUCAUGGCUGAAUCUUGUGCGGAAGACGGAGACGACCCGCUGGCGAUGCAGUCAGCCGGGACGGUUCUCGCCGCUCCGAUGCCGACGGUGCCAGAGGAGCCCGGACCGAACGAAGCGGACGAAGACGACACGGACACCAGCGUCUAUAGCGAUGCCUACGAGGAUCUGUCGGACAUGGAGGGCGACGGGUUCCUGUCUCUCAAUGCUGUUGUGGAGAGCCCGAUCCGGGCGGCGUUAUCACCGCUGCAGCCCAAGUCCGAGAAGCCUGCGGAGCAGCAGAAGCAGUCGCCACCGCCCCCAUUUUCAGCAGGCCUGGUGGCCCGCGCAGCGCAGGUGGCCGAAGCAGACAUCGGAGGGCUGCCGUCUCCGGCGGACAAGCCGGCCCAGCCGGCCAAGCAGGAGGCCGAUCAGGGGUGUGAAGAGGACGACUGGGAAAAAGUCAAGGCAUUUUGGCGCAGCCUCUCGGAAGAGAAGCGUGCGCAACUGGAGUUGGCCGCCAGGGACGAGGCCGGGGCCGAUGGCGACCUUGAGGAGGCGACGCUGGAGAAACGGCCAAGACAGAAGAAGGCAGCCGAGACGCGGGCGGCCGAGAAGCAGGGCUGGGCGGACGGUGAGGUGCGGCCAUCGAAAGCAGUACUCCCGCGGAUCCGACGAUCUAUGCGCGAGGCCAACAGACAGGAGUCGGUACAGGCGCAGCCUCGACAGACAGGACAGAAGAACGGGUCAGUCGGCAGUGCAGCCAGUACUGUAAGCCUGCGACGCCGAGGUUCAGAUUCCAGCGAGAGCAGCUUCAAGCGGUCACGAGGCGACGACGGUGGCAGUGGAGGCGGUGGAGGUGGUGGUUUUCGCAAGACGAUGCGGCGAGACUCCAACGCGUCGUCAGAACAAAACCGCAGCAGCCGCUUUUCGCUGCGGUCGCUGUCGCCAGCAGGAUCAACGCUGCGUGGCUCGCACACACAGAGCUCGGAACCGCCACAGCUUCGCAAGUCGCUUCGGGACAGCAAGACAAACAAGCCAGUUGGUGGAGGCGGCGUCUUCUCGUCGGUCAGCCGGUCCAAUGGCAGUAAGCUGCUGCUACAGCGCGGCAAGAACGGGCCGUCGAGUCGCUUUGGCGAUUCCAGCGACGAGGAUGACGACACGCUGGUUGGCAGUAAUGCGACAGGCAGGAAAGUGAGCAACGGUGGUGGUGGUGGUGGUGCAGCGGUUCGCAGCCGGUUUGCCGAUUCGAGUGACGACGAAGACGACGACGACGAUGCCUUCAAAGGCCUGGCAGCAACCAAAUUUAAUUCGAGAAACUCGAGCCACCGAAUGGCCAUGUCUCUGCGGCCAGGCAGCGCAGGUGGUCGUGGCAGAAGGUCCCUGAGCCCUCCGCUGCCAGAAGAACUGGAGGAGGAAGAAGCGGCGGCAAUGGCCGGUGGAAGGCGGCCGGGACCAGAAAGCCGUCGGGGUGUUGCCUCGUCGGCCACAUCGACGCUUCGGCGGUCUCGUUCCGGCCGUGGCGAGAUGGGGGUGUCGUUGACCGGGAUGGCAAAUAGCCCAGAUCAACAGCAGCAGCUGCGGCAUCGACGGUUGAGCAGCACGAGCAGUUUCAUGUCGGCGUUACGGCGCAAGAAGAACGGUGGCGUCGGCUACACCAGCAACGGCCGGAUGACAGAAAGUGCGGCUCGACGCGACACGGAGCUGGAGCGAAGUGCUCGAGAGCUGCAGGCGGUACGGAACAGCAGCGAUCGCGAUGAGGACAGCAGUGGGAACUAUGUCCUCAGCGGCAGCAACGUCGACAACAACAGAAGCUGGCCCCUGCGAGGAGUGCAUGCGGGAGCCGGGACUUACCAGGCGUCCGUCUCGGCCGGCGCUGCCUUGGAUGGCUCGCUGCCGGAACGGAGGAAGAAGAUGUUCCCGGCGCUGCGCAGAAUGUUCCGACUGGAUGACUAA
Messenger RNA from Grosmannia clavigera kw1407, 4374 nucleotides. RefSeq lists its product as uncharacterized. The record is from RefSeq and is a predicted model, not a curated record. Bases 1 to 4374 code for a protein of 1457 amino acids. The transcript is spliced from 2 exons. NCBI's taxonomy places the organism in Eukaryota, Fungi, Ascomycota, Sordariomycetes, Ophiostomatales, Ophiostomataceae.